AUGGCCCCCUUAGAGGCUGGGGGGGGGGCCCCCUUGCCUAUACCUGUGGUGCUGCUGAUGGGGCCCCCCUGCAGCGGCAAAGGAACCGUAGCUCAAGAGCUGCAGCAGCUGCUGCCAGUAGCACAUCUCAGCUCAGGCGAUGAGCUGAGGCGCCUUAUCCAAGCAGCAGAAGCAGAGGAUUCUGCUGCUGAUGCUGCUGCUGCUGUGCCCUUCCCAGCGGAAGUGCUUAGUGCGGUGAGGCAGCAAAUGAAGCAGGGGCUUCUCAUUGGCGACGAUCUGGUGGCUUCCGUGCUGCAGCACCGGCUUGCUGCUGUUGCAGCAAAGCCCCUGCAGCAGCAGCAGCAACAACAGCAGCAGCAGCAGCAGCAGCAGGUGCUGCCGAAGCUGCUGCUGCUGGAUGGGUUCCCUCGCACAGAAGCCCAAGUGGCGCUGCUGCACGAGAUGGGGGCCUGGCCAGGUGUGCAGUUUGCUUCUCUUUCCCUCUGUCUCCUUGUUGCAGUUUUAUUUUAG
This is a messenger RNA of Eimeria acervulina, 510 nucleotides long. RefSeq names its product adenylate kinase, putative. Gene Ontology annotation, biological process: nucleobase-containing compound metabolic process. Lineage: Eukaryota; Apicomplexa; Conoidasida; Eucoccidiorida; Eimeriidae. The coding region runs from base 1 to 510 and encodes 169 amino acids. Gene Ontology annotation, cellular component: cytoplasm. Gene Ontology annotation, molecular function: ATP binding; AMP kinase activity. The transcript has a single exon. The record is from RefSeq and is a predicted model, not a curated record.